Molecule: messenger RNA, 1516 nt
Organism: Fukomys damarensis (Damara mole-rat)
Lineage: Eukaryota; Metazoa; Chordata; Mammalia; Rodentia; Bathyergidae
Gene: Ywhah
Product: tyrosine 3-monooxygenase/tryptophan 5-monooxygenase activation protein eta
Exons: 1
Coding region: 16-735 (239 amino acids)
Biological process (GO): signal transduction
Cellular component (GO): cytoplasm
Source: RefSeq, a predicted model, not a curated record
GAAGGAUUGUUGAUUAUGUUGAGAGGAUUUCUGAGGUUAUCAGACUUAGCUCUCAAUGUUUAUCUCUUUGGGGUUCUGCAGGUGACAGAGCUGAAUGAACCUCUUUCCAAUGAAGAUCGCAACCUCCUCUCUGUGGCCUACAAGAAUGUAGUUGGUGCCAGGCGAUCUUCCUGGAGGGUCAUUAGCAGCAUUGAGCAGAAAACCAUGGCUGAUGGAAAUGAAAAAAAAUUGGAGAAAGUUAAAGCUUACCGGGAGAAGAUUGAGAAGGAGCUGGAGACAGUUUGCAAUGAUGUCCUGGCUCUCCUUGAUAAGUUCCUCAUCAAGAACUGCAAUGAUUUCCAGUAUGAGAGCAAGGUGUUUUACCUGAAAAUGAAAGGUGAUUACUACCGCUACCUGGCAGAGGUAGCUUCUGGAGAGAAGAAAAACAGUGUGGUUGAAGCUUCUGAGGCAGCCUACAAGGAAGCUUUUGAAAUUAGCAAAGAGCACAUGCAGCCAACACAUCCAAUUCGUCUGGGCCUGGCCCUCAACUUCUCUGUAUUCUACUAUGAGAUCCAGAAUGCUCCUGAGCAGGCCUGCCUGUUAGCCAAACAAGCCUUUGAUGAUGCCAUAGCUGAGCUGGACACAUUAAACGAGGAUUCCUAUAAGGACUCCACACUCAUCAUGCAGUUGCUGCGAGACAACCUUACCCUCUGGACGAGUGACCAGCAGGACGAAGAAGCAGGAGAAGGCAAUUGAAGAUCUUUUGAGUCCCUGGCCCUUCCUUCACACCCCCACCACCAAUUCUUCCUUGCCACAAUCACUAAAUAUCUAGUGCUAAACCUAUCUGUAUUGGCAGCACAGCUACUCAGAUCUGCUCUCCUGUCCCUUGGGAAGCAGUUUCAGAUAAAUAUUUCAUGGGCAUUGCUGGACUGAUGGUUACUUUGAGCCCACAAGAGCUCCCUUUCUGAAUUGUGCAGAGAAACGUGGUCUAAAUGAGGCAUUUUACUAUGCCUGUUGAUCUAUGGCAAAUCCAGAUGAAAGUUAUUGUGGAGUUUAGAAAGGAGAAUUAGCCACACAGGCUAUGGUUGAUAUUUAAAACAAGCUGAUAGUGUUUUGUUAGCAGUACAUCUUGUGCAUGCAAAAAUGAAUUUAACCCUCCCACCUGUUUCUUCAGCUAAUGGAAAACUUAAUGGAAGCUGAUGAUACAGAGAGACAACUUGUUCCUUUCCAUCAGCUUUAUAAUAAACUUUAAUGUGAGGUUUCAGUAGCACCUUGUUUUUGCCUCUUUAAAUUAUGACGUGCACAGAUCUUUUCAAUGCAAUGCAUCUAAAGUUUUGAUACAUGCAACUUGUUUUGGUUGUGAUUAAGAAUCAUGGAUUUUUUUUUUUUUGGUAGCUCUUUGGCUAUUGUCUUUGUGUAUCCUGACAGCACCAUGUGUGUCAGCCUAUGUCAAUCAAGAUGGGUGAUUAUGAAAUGCCAGACAUCUAAAAUAAAUGUUUUUGAAUUCAAAGGGUAAAUAAAUGCUGCUUUGGGGAUA